GGGGGUUGGUUAACUUCAAAGUAUAAAACCCUAAACCACUCGCAGAAGGAGAAGACGCCGCCUUCUUCACCGCCACCACUCCUAUUCCAGCUAAAAUUCUCCAUUGUUCUCGCUCUCACGCACUCUUUCUCUCUGUCUAUCUCUCUCGCAGACACACACAAAGCACGGCACUAUCCUCAGUGGAACAAAGUUGUAACAAUUUCAAAGCAGUAAAACCACACGGAAACAAUGGCUGGUGGUCGAUUCCGCGAACUGAUGAAGAAAUACGGCAAAGUGGCCCUCGGCGUUCACCUGAGCGUUUCCACAGUUUCCAUCACGAGUCUCUACGUCGCCAUAAAGAACAACGUCGACGUCGAAGCCAUCCUCGAGAAGUUCCACAUGGGCGCCGUCUCUGACCAGGAAAACCCUAACCCUAACCCUAUCGACGAAGACGCCUCGCAACCUCCCAAGAACCGGACGGCGCAGGUCGCCGCAUCCGCCGGCGGAGCCUUCACGCUUGCGAUCCUCUGCAACAAGGCGCUGUUCCCCGUGCGCGUUCCCAUCACCGUCGCACUCACUCCCCCAAUCGCAAGGUUCUUGGCACGGAGGAACAUCAUCAAGAGUGGUGUGUGACCUGGAUUCGGUGCGUGGUGUAUUCUUCUUGCUUGUGACGAGGAUCGUGAGAUUAUGUUUACAUUUGUAUACCUUGUUGCAUUGGUGGGGUUUUUGAGACCUGAGAGUGGAAUAGCAAAAGGGUUUUACUUUUCUUAGAACUAGUUUUUCUGCUUAAUAAAGGUCCUGGUAUAUACUUAGUUUAAUUCAUUGGUAUGGUUGGAGUAAUCGAGUGGACAAAACUUGCUUGCAAUUCUGGUUAUUUUGAUAUUGUUCUAUCAAAGAAUUGGAGUCUUGGUGGGAAAGAAAUACACACAAAACUAAUAUAAGUGUGAUGAUUUUGAGGGAUGGGUUUGUGUGUAUCUCUCUUCAACUUAACAUACCCUGUACUAGAGAGGAUGCACUCUCCUUAUGUAGAACUUUUAUUGUGCAACUCAAUGCAAACUUUUAUGAUGCAAA
Vigna unguiculata (cowpea) is the source of this 1050-nucleotide messenger RNA. Its product is annotated as transmembrane protein, putative (DUF1279). The record is from RefSeq and is a predicted model, not a curated record. Gene Ontology annotation, cellular component: mitochondrion. NCBI's taxonomy places the organism in Eukaryota, Viridiplantae, Streptophyta, Magnoliopsida, Fabales, Fabaceae.